Molecule: messenger RNA, 2797 nt
Organism: Ruditapes philippinarum (Manila clam)
Lineage: Eukaryota; Metazoa; Mollusca; Bivalvia; Venerida; Veneridae
Product: ankyrin repeat domain-containing protein 29-like
Exons: 9
Coding region: 141-1064 (307 amino acids)
Molecular function (GO): protein binding
Source: RefSeq, a predicted model, not a curated record
AAUAACUGUUCAUUUCCGGGAGAAAUAUGUGUCCCUAAUUUGGAAGAAAGUCAGCAAAAUAGUAAAAUUGUCCCGCAAUAUCAUAGACUGCUUCUUUAGAAUUUGUCGGAAAAUUUUGAAAAUUUCAUUUUGCGGCCGACAUGUCGUUAAAGAAAGAAACUCCCUCAGAUCAGCAGCUUCAUUUAGCAGCCUUACAAGGCAACUUCGAACAGCUGAAAAAAGUCCUUGACUCUGGAAAAGUUCAUGUUGAUUGCAAAGAUAAAGAAGGUACGACACCAUUGAUUCUUGCUGCGGCCAAUAAUCAUAUAGAAUGUGUGAAGGAGUUACUGAAAAAUGGUGCUGAUGGUGCUGCAAGGAGAUUGACUGGGACCUGUGCAUUAUUUUUUGCCGCCCAGGGAGGAUUUCAGGACAUUGUUAAAUUACUGUUAGACAAUAACGUACCAGUGGAUAUACCUAGUUAUGAUGGUGGCACACCGCUGUUUGUAGCAUGUCAGUGUAAUCAUUUAGAUGUAGUAAAAGAACUGCUUGACCGUGGGGCAGACAUACACGCCCAAAUGGUAGAUGGAGCUACGCCCUUGUUUAUUACAGCACAGAAUGGACAUAACCACCUUCUUUCCUUCCUUAUCAAACAUGGAGCUGAAGUUGACGUGAAAAGAAAGGACAAUGCAACUCCACUUUGGAUAGCUUCACAGAUGGGACAUUUGAAUAUUGUUAGAGAAUUACUGAACAAUGGUGCUAAAGUUGAUACAGAAAGGGAGGAUGGUGCUACCCCACUGUUCAAGGCUUGUCAUAAAGGGCAUUUAGAAGUUGCUGAAGAAUUACUCAAACAUGGAUCUUCGGUAGGAUUAUUAAAGAAUGGAGAGACACCACUACAUGCAGCCUCGUUAUUUGGUCAUAUGAAGAUAAGUAGAUUAUUGAUGGCAUAUGGGGCUGAUAAACAUAUGAAAAAUAAGGAAGGACAGACACCUUCUGAGUUGGCUCGAGAAGCUGGGUACGAUUACAUUGCAAAAUACAUAGAAGGUUACACUCCGAUGACAAACGGCAAGGCAGAUCCUAAUUCAUGAUAGAUAACUCUUCCUUAUCUCUCCGAUGAUUCCUGAAAAUGCAAAGAGAUUAUCAUGCUGGAUAUAAAAAAAGAUUGUGUUCCAAGUAAAACAUAUUUAUACCGAUUAAUUGUUGAAAUUUCAUCACAUGGACAUUUUUUUCUUUAAUGGACUCUUUUAAUUUUGUUACCUCAGUGUGGUACUAUUUUAUACAAAUUAAGAUAAAGGUGUUCGUUCUUGUAUAAAAUUUAAAUUACGGUAAGUACAGUUCAUACAUGGUUGAUACCUGUAAGCUGUUUUAAGAUCUGUGAUAAUGUUUGGCCAGUUAGUCAGUUAAAAUAUAUGGUACUGAAUCAUUCUUUAAUGUAUAAGGCUGAAACUUGAAAAAAAUAUAAAUACAUUUGUAUAAUAAAAGACAUCCAAGUGACAAAAUAUUAUAAAAAUGUAUUUGGCAUGUUUUUUUUUUAGAUAGUUUUGGACUUUAAAGAAAAGCACUUCUAUUAUAUCUAAAAAUGUGAUUUUUUCCUAUAUUACAUCUUACCUUUUUUAAGUAUAUGUAAAAGAAAAAGUUUUUUUUUCCUACAAAGUAUGAUAUUUUUCCCUGUGUUCUUUAGAAACAUGGAAUAAAAUUUGUGUUGCAAAAAGCAUUGUAACAUAGAGAAAAGGGAAAUUUUUUUUUAGUUUUUGUUCAUUUUAUCAUUGUAAGAAUAAAGUCAUUUAUAGAUAUACUUCAUAUUUAGUGAUAUGCACCAGAAAACCAUUUGCACAGGUCUGUUCAGUUUGUUAAAUGAGCUAUUGUUAUUGAUAAUUGAAUUUUUAACCUGCCUUCUGAAGGCAACAUCAUUAAAUAUUUCAUUUUCAAACACAUCAUUUCAUUUGACUCUUUCCUGCGUAAAAUCUAAAAAGCUUUGAAAUUGUAUUUGGAAUAGGAUAUUUAAAAUUCAUAAAAUGGGUCAAAAUGACAGUUGAAGAAUUGUUAAUAAUUAAUUAAAAAUUAUGUUUGAAAUUUGUUCCAGCCUUGAUAUUUUCCAAUGUACAAUUAAGUACUGUUGUUUUUCACUGGAUUAUUUUAAUAUGAUAUUAUUAAUAACAUUUUGCUAGCUUGAAGAUGUGCUAGUGGCUAGUGAUUUGUUUGUUAUAAUGUGCCAAUAUUGUAUUUUUUAAAAAGCUACGCAAUGAGUGAGAGAGACUUAAAGUAUCCCCAAAACCGGUUAUGAACUAUUAUCCUUUUUGCUUGUAUUUGCUUGAUUGAUAUACACGUAAUUGCAUUUAAAUUAGUCUGUUAAAGGGACUCUAUUUAGGUUUCUUUUAUAAACCAACUGGUACACUUAAAAUGGAAAUCUAUGUACUCCUUAGUAUAUAAAUAUGUUUAGUAUUAAAUUGAUAAUCAAUUUUUUAAUGGCAAUUUUGGGCUGAUUUCAGUGAAAAGCAUUUCAACACUUUCCAAUUUCUGGUCAAUUUGCACAAUGAAAUUUAUUAUCCCUGGGAAAUAGAGUGAAGGAAUGAUCUGAAAUUUUGUACACAAGUUACUGGUCAAGAUCUACAUCCAGUUAUACAAAAAUCUUGAAAAAAAAUGUUUAUAGUCCCUUCAUGUUUAAAAGUCUUAGUGGAGUCCCUUUAAUUAUCUGUCUUAAGCAUUAAUGAUGAACAGAAUAAAUACGGGGUCCUUUUUCAUUCUUGUUUAGUUUUUGACCAUAAUUGUUAAAAAUUGAAAGUGAAAAAAUGAAUCGGGUUCUUAAAUAUACAAAAAAUAU